Chinchilla lanigera (long-tailed chinchilla) is the source of this 1050-nucleotide messenger RNA. It is a transcript of the gene Apom, whose product is annotated as apolipoprotein M. NCBI's taxonomy places the organism in Eukaryota, Metazoa, Chordata, Mammalia, Rodentia, Chinchillidae. The transcript is spliced from 6 exons. The record is from RefSeq and is a predicted model, not a curated record. The coding region runs from base 277 to 900 and encodes 207 amino acids. Gene Ontology annotation, biological process: cholesterol efflux; high-density lipoprotein particle remodeling; high-density lipoprotein particle clearance. Gene Ontology annotation, cellular component: very-low-density lipoprotein particle; low-density lipoprotein particle; high-density lipoprotein particle. Gene Ontology annotation, molecular function: phospholipid binding; lipid carrier activity.
CAAACAGCUGGGAUCCAAAACAGUUUGAAGUGAAUGAAUGAGAGACCAGGGACAGGCAGCGGGUACUGAGGAGGGGAUGAGUCCAGAGGGAGAGGAAGGCCCCUCCAUGGCAGGUAAUCAGGCCUGAGCUAGAAAACAAGGUUGAAGUUAUUCAUUAGCAGGUGGAAGGGUCAAGGGUCGAGGAAGGGGGCUGGAGGCAAAGCGCACUGAACAGCCAGAGAAGAGAGCAGUUAAGGCACCAGUCCCCCAGGAGAGCGCCGGCUCCGCCUGCCGAAGAUGUUCCAGCGGGUCUGGGCCGCUCUGCUGUAUCUCUGUGGCAUCCUCCUCAACUCCGUCUAUCAGUGCCCUGAGCACCCUCAGCUCACAGCUCUGGGGGUGGAUGAGAAAGAGCUCCCAGAGCGCCACCUGGGCCAGUGGUACUUCAUCGCAGGGGCAGCUCCCACCAAAGAGGAGCUGGCCACCUUUGAGUCUGUGGACAACAUUGUCUUUAACAUGGCUUUGGGCUCCACACCGACGCGGCUGCAGCUCAGUGCCACCAUGCGCCUGAAAAAUGGGUUCUGUGUGCCCCGGAAAUGGAUCUACCACUUGACGGAAGGGAGCACACACCUCAGCACCGAAGGCCGCCCAGACAUGAAGACCGAGCUCUUCGCCAGCUCGUGCCCAGGUGGAAUUAUGCUGAGAGAGAUGGGCCAGGGUUACCAGCGCUUCCUCCUCUACAAUCGCUCCCCACACCCUCCGGAGAAGUGCGUGGAAGAAUUCCAGUCCCUGACCUCUUGCCUGGACUCCAGAGCCUUUUUACUGAUUCCCAGGAACCAAGGCUAUGAUGGCACCAGAGGAACGUGGCUAAAAGUUGUGAUGUCGCAUGAGGGAACAAGGAUGAGCUAUGGGCUCCUCAGAUAGGUUUCUGAGUGCAGCGGAUACGGGGCAGAGGGUCAGGCGUGCAGGGGAAGAGGCCUCCCAGACUCCUCUGACACGGAACAGCACCGCACUCCCUCCCACCAGCCUUGCCUUGACCCUUAGACCGCCUGACCCCCUUUCCUUCCUCCGCCC